GACCAGUCAAACACAGUCACUUUCCAUAUAUGGCAACUCAUCUCCAUGGUAACGUGUUCUAAGUUGCAGCAGUCGUGUCAAAGUUCACUAUAUAGAGAGCUCAGUGAGCUGAUCAGAGAGAAAGCAUUCUGCCAGCCGAGCGCCUGCAAAUCGCAAUCACUUCCUAACCUCCCCCUUUUUAACAUAUUUGAUCACUUUGAUUCUCUCUUCUUCUUCUCCGUAUUUUUACGCGCAGGAAGGAGGUUCUAUAGGUUGUGAUCUUUUUGUUUUAUUAUCACUCUUGCUUGCCGGAGAGUUGUCUUCAUAUUCGACUCAAGUGCAGGCUUCAGCUGAGCGCCGCUACGAGCGCAACCUCAAUAGAAGAAAAGGAAGAAGCAGCAAUAUUUUUUGCCAGUUGUUGGUUUUCCUCAAGACUCAGGCUGGAACUUAGUGCCGCUCGCUCCUCGUCUACGCCAGCUGUGCGAUUGUAUGCUUCGCCUCCCCGCGUCUCUCCAAGUGUCUGCGCUGUUUCUUUAAUAUCGCAUUUUGUCCGCGCAAUUAUUUUUCCCUUCUCCUUCAUGGGUUUCCUGGAUGGAUGAGUGCAAGCGCCCCUGGACUUGGCCUCCAAGAGCAAUGCUGCGAUUCGACUCGUCUUCGCAUCAGUUUUGACCAUAUGUUCGGCAACCUCCAGAAAACAAAGAAAUAGGCUGCGCUGUCAUUUUUGCGCAAGUUUCCACGGACAAUCUGACUUCACCUUGCCGACAGUGAAUAAUUUAUUUUCGCCCAUACCGACUAAAUAUCGUGAGACAUUCUACGGAGGCGCAUCAUCACGAAACCAAAAACGGAAGACAAAAAGUUUUUAAACGUUGACUGAUAGAUAUGGCAAUGGUAGUGUGGAGGGGCUCCCAGGACGAUGUGGCCGAGACCCAGGGCACUCUCUCUUCGCAAGCCCAAGGCGGACUGUCUCUCCCGACCCCUCAACCAGGCCAGUUGGGUCUGUCGGCCUCUCAGGUUGCCCCGCCGACCCCUCACACACCCGUUCAAGGACCUCCGAACAACACGGCGCAGUCCACGCCGACGAACCAGACGUCAGAAAAGCAGCCACAGCACAUAGAGUGCGUGGUCUGCGGGGACAAAUCGAGCGGUAAACACUAUGGCCAGUUCACUUGCGAGGGCUGCAAAAGCUUCUUCAAACGGAGCGUACGGAGGAACCUCACUUACACUUGCCGUGCCAACAGGAAUUGUCCCAUUGACCAGCACCAUCGCAAUCAGUGUCAGUACUGCCGCCUCAAAAAAUGCCUCAAAGUUGGCAUGAGACGGGAAGUUUCUCUUUUUACCGCAGCUGUACAAAGGGGAAGGAUGCCACCCACACAGCCUCACCAUGGUCAGUUCGCCUUGACAAAUGGGGACCCUCUGCACUGCCAUUCCUACUUAUCCGGAUAUAUCUCUCUUCUGCUGCGAGCAGAGCCCUACCCAACGUCCCGCUAUGGCAGCCAGUGCAUGCAGCCCAACAACAUCAUGGGCAUCGAGAACAUUUGCGAACUGGCGGCUCGGAUGCUCUUCAGCGCGGUGGAGUGGGCCAGGAAUAUCCCCUUCUUCCCUGACCUACAGAUCACAGACCAGGUCGCCCUGUUGCGGCUGACCUGGAGCGAGUUGUUUGUGCUGAACGCCGCCCAGUGCUCCAUGCCUCUGCAUGUGGCCCCUCUCCUGGCCGCGGCGGGCCUGCACGCCUCCCCCAUGUCCGCGGACCGAGUCGUCGCCUUUAUGGACCACAUUCGGAUCUUCCAAGAACAAGUGGAAAAGCUGAAAGCUUUACACGUUGACUCUGCUGAAUAUAGCUGCUUAAAAGCCAUCGUGUUAUUCACCACAGAUGCUUGCGGGCUGUCGGAUGUGGCGCAUAUAGAAAGUUUGCAGGAGAAGUCUCAAUGUGCCCUGGAGGAGUAUGUUCGGAGCCAGUACCCCAACCAGCCGACUCGAUUUGGGAAGUUACUACUUCGCUUGCCUUCGCUGCGCACAGUCUCUUCGUCGGUCAUAGAACAGUUGUUUUUCGUCCGAUUGGUAGGUAAAACCCCCAUUGAAACCCUCAUCAGGGAUAUGUUGCUAUCGGGGAGCAGUUUUAACUGGCCUUACAUGUCCAUUCAGUAAGCAGAGGAGAGAUGAAAGGGGCUGAGGCUACACUAGGCGUAGCGCUUCUUUUGUAGAAGGAAACGGCUGUUACACGAGUUUACGCUCACGAAGAAAAGACUUUUUCAUAAAUGACUGUGAAUUCUAGACAUGAGACAUUCUGCGAACUUUCAAAAAAUCCAGACAAAAGCUCCAGUGUCAUUCUGAAAAAAAAACUUGUUCCUAUCCUUUUUGUAAAAAAAAAAUGAAAAAGGAAAAAAAGACAAGAAAAAUAAAAUGGAAACACAAUUGAGUUGGAUUCUGAUAAUCCACAGGGGAAAGCGCAAGUCGAAAGUGCAUUUAAACACGAAUUUGGAGAAAAAAAUCUUAGAGGAAAAGAAAAAAAGGUUUUCUUUUUUCCAAACAACUAUAUUGUCCUGUGUCCAUGUAUCUAUAGCUGUUUUGUACUUUUUCUUUUUUUUCCCUCUUUUAUGGUUCCAAACCGGCCUAUGUGAUUCUGUAGUAUGCAGUUUGUUUGUUUUUUUUUCUCUAUAUUACCAUGACUUCCUAUGAAACAGUUAAGUAAUGUAAAGCGUUCUUCAAGAAUUAAAACUUAAUCCACAGCAAUAGGAGAAGGGUUUAUGGUUAAUGCUGCAAGCGCACUUACUCAACUGAUGGGCCACAAUGACGACGGGCAGGGUUAGUUUUUUAUCAUAGGGACUCGAGUGAACUCUAUGCUCCACUCAAAUGAGUAUGUCCUCUUACUAAAUGAGCCGCUUGUCUAGUGCAGAUGAUGGGUGUACCUGUUCAUAUCAUUGCCGUGGCUCCUUGGACACCCGAAACACAUACCACCUGAAACUUUAAUGAGAUCGGAAUUUGUAGCAGUCACCAGACUGUUUUACGCAGCAUAGCAUACAACUGGAUUAACCCCGGUCGUUCCAAAAGUAUUAAUCUACCUUGGUGACCAAUCACAUAGAACAAAUUAUUCUACCACCUCUCUAUCCACCAAAGGCCAUUAGGUUGGUAGCAGCACUGAUGCAAAAAGUGGCUUCACACCUUGAUGUCAGAUUACACCUGUUCAUAUCUGCUGACAUCUACACUUAGGAAACGGCAGAACUGGACAUCGUGGAUGGAGGCUGACGCCUUGGGGUUUAGACAAACAGGAAAGCAAAGGUCAAGGAUCAUCACUUUUUUACAUUCAGAGUAUAGACUAUUUUGAAGAACAGUAUUAUUAAGGCGUCCCUGCAAUGUCCCCCUCUACACUGCAAGCAUUUAAAGUGCCUGUCAAGCGCUAAAUGGCUAAUUUCUUAUUGAACGAUAUUAAAGUAGAGACAUCGUCGGGAACAGGGGGAGGGGUGGUAAAGUCAGUCUUAAGAUUGUGUAUUUCACUUGAAACACAACGAUUAGAAGCAGUAUUGUUGUAAAUAUAGGUCAAUUCAUUUCAGUUUUCUUUAUACAAAGUAUAUGUGAUUAAGAAAAAAACUGUGGUUGCCAUUUUUUUCGGUAAUACAAAUGUCUUCAAAUUGAGUGGCAGACUUAGCUAGUAGCACUGAAAGUUCUGUUUGUAAUGUAUAUACAUAUUACGACAAAAUGAUUUUUUUUUCUUUUUUUCAUGUAUUUAGACUGUGAAUGCAUGGCCACAGGUCGCUAACCUAUUUUACCUUUGAUAUAUAUAAAUGUAAAUGUUUUUGACUGUAUAGAUAUAAUCUGUGCAUUCAGUACAUUAGCCCUUGUAUUUAAAAGAAGAAACAAAAUCGUUCAAUAAUAGGCUAAGACUUAACAGGGUGUGCUGGAGGAGAGGGGUAGCGAUUUUGAUUUAGUGUUCUGCUCCUUUUUGGUCUGUAACAGAUGCCUUGUGUGUGUGUGUGUGUGUGUGUGUGUGUGUGUGUGUGUGUGUGUGUGUGUGUGUGUGUGUGCACGCACAAGUGUGUGUGUGUAUGUGUGUUUGUGUGUGUGUGUGUGUGUGUGUGUGUGUGUGUGUGUGUGUGUGUGUGUGUGUGUGUGUGUGUGUGUAUGUGUGUUUGUGUGUGUGUGUGUGUGUGUGUGUGUGUGUGUAAGCUUGCAAUUUCGUACUUGUUUUGAGGCUUUUCUUCAACACACAAGACACCAUGUUGUGGUUGGAUAAUAAAGGGAUCAUAAUGUGUAGUUGAUGGAACAGUUAUCCUGAGCUGUUCCCAUGCCACUUAUGGACCAGAGAAUGAUACAUGAUUGUAAUUAUGAACAGUUUAAACUGACCCACGUUUUUAUAAAAUAUAUAAAAUAUAUUACUGCAGGGUAUUGAUAACGUAUAGAUACUUUUUUUUAUUAUUAUGAUUAUUAAUUGCAAGUGAUAUACGUGAGUGUGUGUGGAAGUUUAUAGUUGAAAACAAUUCUUGUUUGUUUGUGUUAGCUUAUUGUAAACAAGCAUUCUGCUGUACAUUUGUUCUUGGUAUUAAAUUAUAAUUUAUGAAUUUGAAAUCAAAAGCUAU
This is a messenger RNA of Engraulis encrasicolus (European anchovy), 4550 nucleotides long. RefSeq names its product nuclear receptor subfamily 2, group F, member 2 (gene nr2f2). Gene Ontology annotation, biological process: cell differentiation; negative regulation of transcription by RNA polymerase II; anatomical structure development. NCBI's taxonomy places the organism in Eukaryota, Metazoa, Chordata, Actinopteri, Clupeiformes, Engraulidae. The transcript has 3 exons. Gene Ontology annotation, molecular function: nuclear receptor activity; retinoic acid binding; RNA polymerase II cis-regulatory region sequence-specific DNA binding. The record is from RefSeq and is a predicted model, not a curated record. Bases 859 to 2124 code for a protein of 421 amino acids.